Molecule: messenger RNA, 690 nt
Organism: Penicillium bovifimosum
Lineage: Eukaryota; Fungi; Ascomycota; Eurotiomycetes; Eurotiales; Aspergillaceae
Product: p24 family protein
Exons: 3
Coding region: 1-690 (229 amino acids)
Biological process (GO): Golgi organization; intracellular protein transport; endoplasmic reticulum to Golgi vesicle-mediated transport
Cellular component (GO): endoplasmic reticulum-Golgi intermediate compartment; COPII-coated ER to Golgi transport vesicle; endoplasmic reticulum
Source: RefSeq, a predicted model, not a curated record
AUGGCUUUCUCUGGGACAUCCUCAUCAUGGCUGGUGUCAGCAUUGACACUCCUCUCCUUCUUUUCUCUCCUCCUCCCCGCUAAUGCCCUGUACUUCUACAUGGAAGGCCGCCAAACAAAGUGCUUCUUCGAGGAUCUACCCAAGGACACUCUAGUCGCCGGCCGCUUCGAGACAGAAGUCGUCAACCCCCAGACCGGCGCCUACGCGAUCGACCAGAACUUGAAGGUACACAUCACCGUCGAGGAGACCUUCGACAACGAUCACCGCGUCGUUUCCAAGCGGGACGGCCACACAGGCCGCUUCCACUUCUCCGCCGCAGAUGCAGGCCAGCACCGAAUCUGCUUCACACCCGAGACUGAUGUGACCUCCGGCUGGUUGUCCAACUCUCGGGGCGCCGUAAGACUCACCGUUGAUCUUGCCAUUGGCGAGACCAGCAAGAUCGAGACCGAGGAUAAGGAUAAAAUCAAGGACAUCGUGCAGCGAGUCAAGGAUCUGAACAGCCGCUUGCACGAUAUCCGUCGGGAGCAAGUGUACCAGCGGGAACGCGAGUCUGAAUUCCGUGACCAGUCUGAGACGACCAACUCCCGAGUUGUGCGCUGGACUCUCAUCCAGCUGGCCGUUUUGUCCGCCGCAUGUGCCUGGCAGCUCUCGCACUUGCGCUCGUUCUUCAUCAAGCAAAAGUUGACCUAA